Messenger RNA from Fibroporia radiculosa, 900 nucleotides. RefSeq lists its product as uncharacterized. The transcript is spliced from 5 exons. NCBI's taxonomy places the organism in Eukaryota, Fungi, Basidiomycota, Agaricomycetes, Polyporales, Fibroporiaceae. The record is from RefSeq and is a predicted model, not a curated record. Bases 1 to 900 code for a protein of 299 amino acids. Gene Ontology annotation, cellular component: 90S preribosome; nucleus.
AUGAUCAGACAGGGAGGGGACGACCUAGAUGAUGACUUCGUCCUGGACGAACUGGUCGCCGUAUCGGAGGACGAAAAUGUGCAUUUGGCAGACGGUGAUGAUGUUGGCGCAUUGCUCAGCGCGGACGAAGAGGGGGAUAUGACCUCAGUCCAUGCUGCUGCAGAUCAGGGUGUCACAGAGAAGAAACGGAAGCGGCGAGCGAAAGAAAGGGAGAGGAAGGCGAAGAAACGAAAAUUGACAAUGUCAGAGGGUCCUGUCGAAGCUCCUUCUGUAGCAUCACAGUCCCCGGGUGUGCUGGCUGACUGUCUUUCGUCAAUGCAAGCAAAGACAUUCUCUAAGAUGUCCAGCAUAGAGCUCGCCGACAUCCAGAUACCCGAGAGCUCCAUAGUGGAUACAACUCAGUGGACGGACUCCCGGAAUCUGGAUUUUCUGGUUGACUUCAUCUCGAAGAUAUUGCCUACCCUUCGUGUCAGAUUAUCGCAGAGACCUAAAUCCAAGGGAGCACCGACCCUCUUGUUUGUGGCCGGAGCAGCUUUGCGAGUGGCGGAUGUUACAAGGAUUCUCAAGGAUGAAAACCUCCGUGGAAAGAAGGGCGGCGAGGUAGCCAAACUGUUCGCAAGGCACAUAAAGCUGGAGGAACACGUUACCUACCUUAAACGAACGAAGAUAGCAGCGGCAGUGGGCACCCCGGGAAGGCUCGGCAAGCUGUUGUGUGACACCGAUGCGUUGUCCACGUCCGCGUUGACACAUGUCCUUCUCGACGUAUCUUAUCGGGAUGCCAAGAACCGCAACCUGCUCGAGAUCCCAGAGACGCGAGAUGAAGUUUUCAAGACUGUUCUCGGUGCUCCGAAGGUGCUGCAAGGACUCCGCCAAGGCAAAAUACAAUUAGUGUUCCUAUGA